Messenger RNA from Aspergillus ibericus CBS 121593, 876 nucleotides. Its product is annotated as F-box protein. The transcript has a single exon. The record is from RefSeq and is a predicted model, not a curated record. NCBI's taxonomy places the organism in Eukaryota, Fungi, Ascomycota, Eurotiomycetes, Eurotiales, Aspergillaceae. The coding region runs from base 1 to 876 and encodes 291 amino acids. Gene Ontology annotation, molecular function: protein binding.
AUGUCAAACACAGUCGAAGAGUUCAGGGAACUCAUCAAAGAACGACAGGAGGACCAGAGCUUGGACAUCCAGAUGGCCAAGCAAAGCCGCCCUACCACCCCUAUCCCAGGAAUCCUCCCUACCCAAACCACCAAGGCCCACGAAACAAUUGCAAUCACCGAACUCCUGGUAAUGAUUCUUCUCCAUCUACCGUUCGAAAGUCUCUUGCAUUCCCAGCAAGUCUGCCGAUACUUUAAGGCCGUAAUCGAAGAGUCCCGAGAACUCCGCCGGGCCCUAUUCCUGGAACCUCCACGGGAGUCAUGUCUGGAACAGCCCAAGCUUCAUCCAUUCUUAAGCCGGGUGCUGUGCCCCGGAACCAUGUGCGACGCUCCCCCUGCAUCUCUGUACCAAACGGGAUCGCUUAUCGAUCACCCCUGGUACCGAUCCAAGGACCUUCGACGAGCCAUUACCUACGAAAAGGCCUCCUGGCGUCGGAUGUUCCCAUCCAACAUCCCCUGUUCCGUCAGGGAGGCGACGAUCGCCCCAUCCCGGACGGAGGAAACAAGCUGGCUUGCAGCAAGAGCAGAUAUACGUGAGGGGUUUGAAGCCGUGACCCUCGAAUGCCUGUGGGAUAUUGUGGUGGCGUAUCUUGCAUACUGGAGGAGUGAUAAGUUUGAGGUCACUUGGGCUCUUGCGGAUGGGCCGAACAUGCGGUCUUGGAAGGUUUCGAUCGGUGAGCCGGAGGAUAUUCCUUCGCCGACUGCAUCUAUUAAUGGAGAACCCUAUAUGGAUUUAUCGAAGAGAACGUUGCAGGAGUUUUUGGAUGAGGAUCCGUGCCGAUGCGUUGAUUUGGUGAAAAGUGAGGUUAACGAGUGGCCCACUCUGGUUGAGUGGUGA